CCGACAAAUCGAUUGCAAAUGGAGAAUAAUGAAGUUGUUUCUAGUAUCUGUAAAGAAGUUUUUGGUGUUCGAAAUAGAAUUUACCCGGCGUCGCGCCAAGAAUCCACUUCAUUUGCGUUGAUAUCGGGUGCUAAAGUUGGCUACUGGCAAACCAGAUUUUGAUCUCGUGAACUCUGCAACAUGGAUGAAGAAUGGGAUAAUGAAGAUUUCCAGCCGAAGGAGAUAAAUAUUCCAGAAGCUGUUCUUGCCAAUAAAUGGGAGGGUGAGGAUGAAGACGAUCAAGUUAAAGAUAAUUGGGAAGAUGAAGAGGAGGAGGAGGAAGAGGAGAAGAAAGACGUAGAGAAGCAGGAGGCUCAGCAAACACAGCCAUCAAAGAAGGGCAAGAAAGCAUUAUUGGAGAAGAUUGAAGAAAAAGAACUGCGUAAGCGGGAGGAGGCGCAGAAGAAGCAAGCUGUGAUGGAGACUCAGAAAGAGCUGACGCCCGAGGAAAUCGCUGCUGAGAAACUGCGUCAGCAGAAACUUCAAGAAGAGUCUGACCUUCUGAUAGCAAAGGAAACUUUCGGUGUCACAAUUGACCCCAAUGCAACUGGCAUUGAUGCAAUGAACCCCAUCACCAAGGAGGAGUUUGAUGAAUUCCAGGAUGCAUUGUCGAAAAAAUUUUGGUUGUACACAAAAUCCCCACAUUUCCCUGGUUUUGCAGAAGAAUUUAUUAGAAAUAUAUGUGUAAAUUUAUCUUCCUAUGACCUUAAGAAAUUAAAAAUGACAAUAGAAAAUAUGUUUUUGGAGAAAACAAAAGUAGAGAAAGGAGAUAAAGCAAAGAAGAAAGGCAAAACAAAAGCAAAGCUCAAAGUAGAAGGAGAAAAUGCCCUAGUGAACGAGUACUCGGCAUACGACAUGGAUGACUAUGACGACUUCAUGUAGUUACUGCGCACUAGCAAGCAUUACAGUGCCAUCUCUUGACUGUCUUCACUCUCGGCUGCACUGGGUGUCGGUCGGCUAUCUUAACUGUGUUAUUGCUGGUUUUAUUUGUUACAACUAUGUAUGAUACACGGGCUUUUAAAAAAAAUCUUCCAUGCCUAACAUGUACAUUGUUUUGUCCUUGGAUGUCCCGAGGAUUGAAAUUGUAUAGUAAAUAUUUAUGAAUGAUUGGGUGUCAGUGUAUAACUGUGUUCUGAUUUAUGAAUGUAACUUUCUAAUCUUAACAUUUACAUUCUCCCUCCACCUCAACUCUGUGUACUGUAUUUAUUCAAUCAUUGUAUGUCCAGGGCUUCCCGAAUUUGUUUGUAAUCAUGUACAUAAAAAUAUAUUAACCUUUUUUAUAGUUGAAUUUUGAUCAUUUUCAGUUACAUGCCUGUUAGAAGUUAAAUCACGUUAUAUUUAUUAUUGUUAAAUUAAAGAACUGUUCUGUUCAACAACCACAAAUUAAAGUUGAAUUAAAACUAUGUAAUGCUGUUACAUUUCUGUUUUAAAAAAAUGGUUCUCGAAAUACAAAAUAUACACAUUUUA
This is a messenger RNA of Bacillus rossius redtenbacheri, 1506 nucleotides long. It is a transcript of the gene eIF3j, whose product is annotated as eukaryotic translation initiation factor 3 subunit J. The record is from RefSeq and is a predicted model, not a curated record. Gene Ontology annotation, molecular function: translation initiation factor activity. Gene Ontology annotation, cellular component: eukaryotic translation initiation factor 3 complex; cytoplasm. NCBI's taxonomy places the organism in Eukaryota, Metazoa, Arthropoda, Insecta, Phasmatodea, Bacillidae.